AUGACCGCGGGGCCCACGAAGCUUUACCAUGUGAACUCGCUAAGAAAGGCUCAUAGUCCUGCUUACGCGUUUGACGUGCUAGAGUGCGCCUUCGCGUUUGACACAACCCCCCAACCGUCGAACAUGGUGGAUUGUGGAAUUUACGUGCUCUACUACAUGGAGGUGAUUUCAAAGCGUGUUGCCGAAGAAAAACCUGCUUCCAUACAGCAGGGUAUUGCGUCGUGGGUCGCGUCGGUGUUCAAUGUCACGAAAGCCUCCGCUUACCGCAAUGAACUUCACAGCAGGCUUUCGCCUGCAUGA
Messenger RNA from Phytophthora sojae, 300 nucleotides. RefSeq lists its product as hypothetical. Gene Ontology annotation, biological process: proteolysis. The transcript is spliced from 2 exons. Gene Ontology annotation, molecular function: cysteine-type peptidase activity. The coding region runs from base 1 to 300 and encodes 99 amino acids. Lineage: Eukaryota; Oomycota; Peronosporomycetes; Peronosporales; Peronosporaceae. The record is from RefSeq and is a predicted model, not a curated record.